Musca domestica (house fly) is the source of this 990-nucleotide messenger RNA. It is a transcript of the gene Arl1, whose product is annotated as ADP-ribosylation factor-like protein 1. The coding region runs from base 208 to 750 and encodes 180 amino acids. Gene Ontology annotation, molecular function: GTPase activity; GTP binding. Gene Ontology annotation, cellular component: Golgi apparatus; cytoplasm. The transcript is spliced from 4 exons. Gene Ontology annotation, biological process: intracellular protein transport; vesicle-mediated transport. The record is from RefSeq and is a predicted model, not a curated record. Lineage: Eukaryota; Metazoa; Arthropoda; Insecta; Diptera; Muscidae.
CAACAUUGCGGAGAGCUCUCUUCCUCUCUCUCACGGUAGUCGUUGCUAAUUUGACAGUUCAUACCAAGAGGAAAAAAGGAAAAUAGUCAGAAAAGGCCGAGUUUUUUGAUAUUUUAUAACAAAACUUAAUUAACCAAUACAAAGCUAAUAGAAAAUAGUUGUAAUUUCUAAACAAUACCCCUACGUAGUGAAUCCAACAACAAGAAAAUGGGUGGUGUGUUAAGUUACUUUCGUGGCUUAUUGGGAUCACGGGAAAUGCGUAUUUUGAUCUUGGGUCUUGACGGAGCUGGCAAAACAACAAUUUUAUACCGUCUGCAGGUGGGUGAAGUGGUGACCACCAUACCGACAAUAGGUUUCAAUGUGGAACAGGUUACAUAUAAAAAUUUAAAAUUCCAAGUAUGGGAUCUGGGCGGACAGACAAGUAUACGACCCUAUUGGCGAUGCUAUUACAGCAAUACAGAUGCCAUUAUAUAUGUGGUUGAUUCGGCGGAUCGUGAUAGAAUAGGUAUUUCCAAAGAUGAGUUAUUGUAUAUGUUAAGGGAAGAAGAACUUGCCGGUGCCGUAUUGGUAGUAUUGGCUAACAAACAAGACAUGGAAGGCUGUAUGACUGUUGCCGAGGUCCAUCAUGCUUUGGGCUUGGAAAAUCUCAAAAACCGCACUUUCCAAAUAUUCAAAACGUCGGCGACAAAAGGUGAGGGCCUUGAUCAGGCCAUGGAUUGGCUUUCUAAUACAUUGCAGAGUCGCAAAUAGUCUUAUUUAUAGAAGGAAAACCCCGUAACGUAAAUAACUUUUGCAACAACAAUUCAAAACAAAUAAUUCCUUUUUUUUUGGUUAAUUAACUAAAAGCAUUUCAUUUAAUACAACGUACCCUACACUUUUUUGUUUAUAAUAUUUAAGUUAUUAUUUAAAAGAUAAAAAAGAAGAUAAAGCAACAAUUAACUAAAGAUUUGUAAUAACAAAAAAAAAAAGAAAGAUGAUUUAUAAAAGCAA